Daphnia pulex (common water flea) is the source of this 2769-nucleotide messenger RNA. RefSeq lists its product as uncharacterized. The record is from RefSeq and is a predicted model, not a curated record. The transcript is spliced from 3 exons. NCBI's taxonomy places the organism in Eukaryota, Metazoa, Arthropoda, Branchiopoda, Diplostraca, Daphniidae. The coding region runs from base 1 to 2769 and encodes 922 amino acids.
AUGCUGUAUGGACUCGGAGGGGGAGAAGCAGCCUACAAGGACGCCCUUAGCAAAUUGAAAGCUACGUGUGGAAGCCGUCCAAUGAUGCGGGCCGCCCAUUUGCAGGCCAUUGAGAGAGUGGAGGCACCGAAAGGAGACCCGACUUCAUUCCGUCGAUAUGCUGAGAAGGUGCGGACCCAUUUGUUCAAUCUCAGUUGCAUUGGGGAGACUGGACACGCAGAUAUCAUCGAACGAUUAGCCCAGAAGCUUCCUGUGUAUGAUCGACUGUCAUGGAAUGAUGGAAGGCGAGGUGGACUGGAGAACCGGACCAUGAAUACGUUCGGAAUGUGGCUCUGUGCCCGAGCUUCAUCGUAUCAAAAUGCCUAUUCCGUUGCAGCGGACCAAAAUCAACGAACGAGUGGUCCCGGAAAACCUGGGCAUCAACAUCCGCAGCAACCCGCGCAACAUUUCACGAGGCGGAAUGCCCGAACGCACCAUGGGGCCAGCACCCUGCGUGAUGUGGCUUGUCGAGAUGCAAAAUCGCACCAUGCUGUAAGAAGUGACGCGUCUUUAAUUGCUUUCGGUGUGAUUCAGCUUGAAGCCUUAUCGGCGAGCGGAGAAGUAGUUCCAGUGACAGUGAUGGUCGAUCCCGGCAGCAAUUCUACACUUUUCCGAGAAGGACUUGCUCGUUCUUUGAAGUUACGCGGACGGAGCCAAACUCUCCGGAUUGAUGGAGUAGCAGGUGCAAUCUCAACACUACAGUCAGAGCAUUUGGAGAUAAGAAUAAAGACGGCGUUUGGAGAAUUCGUCACGCUCAAAGGCUCCACACUACCUGUGGUCACCCGUCCGGUGCCAUUCUUCAAGUGGGAGUCGUUGCGUGAACGUUGGCGUCAUCUGGAUGAUUUACCUGAGCUCCGACCGGCAGGUGGAAGAAUUGAUGUAUUAAUUGGACUGGAUCAUUCAACCCUGAUCACCCCAACCGAAUCAAGAAUGGGAAGUGAAGUCGAACCAGUUGCCGAGAAGACGCGACUAGGAUGGAUCGUGAAAGAUGUCAUUAAUGAAAGCGGUGGCCGAGCGCGAGUUCAUCAAGCACUAGCGUCGACGGAUAUUGGUGUGCAGUUGCUAGACCAAAUGCGUCGCUUCUGCGACACCGAGUCGUUUGGAACUGAGCAUCAUGCAGAGUGUAUUUCUCCAGCGAACAAAGAAGCAAUUGAGCUGAUGGAGCGGUACACCAUCAAGUUGCCAGUUGGAUACGAGGUGCCAGUUCUAUGGAAGGGUGGAGUUCCACCAUUGUUGCCUGACAACCGUUCAUUGGCUGAGGCCCGCCUUCAAGGCACAAAGAAUUUUGAUGAAGGAUACGCCCGGCGUUUAACACCAGAAGAAGCAGCUGCCCAGCCGGCGUAUUACUUGCCACAUUUCGGGGUACCUAAAAGCCCUGGAAGUUCCGAAUUACGACUGGUGUACGAUUCGGCCACGAAGUAUCAGGGAAGCUGCCUUAACGAUUAUAUCACCAGCAGGCCAGCGUUGCAGAAUCCAUUGCCGGCGGUGAUAAUCCGGUUCCGAGAAGGUGCAGUUGCCUGGUCGGCAGACGUGGGCGCGAUGUACAGCCGGAUCAGGUUAAAUGCGGCGGACCGCCUCUAUCAUCGCUUCAUGUGGCCGGAAGAGGACGGUUCCAUCACCACCUGUGAGAUGACGCGGGUGAUGUUUGGUGUCUCUUGUUCUCCCUUUGUAUCAAUCCGGACCAUGUGGCGAGUGGCAGAAGAUUCCGGACCGGAACUGAAAGGAGCAACCGAAGCAAUCCAAAACUGUUUUUAUGUUGAUGACUAUUUGGGUUCAGUGCGCAGCACAGAGGAAGCUUUCACCGUAACCACCACGGUAUCAAGAGCAUUGGCCUGCGGGGAUUUUCAUCUAGGAGGUUGGGCUUCCAAUGACCCAGCCGUGUUAGAUGCCAUCCAGCCAGCUUGUAGAGUGAAGGAGAAGAUGGACGGAGGCGCUCAGGACCUUGGCGCAGAUGAAUUGGAAACUGUGUUGGGGAUUACCUGGCGCCCUUCCUCCGACCUGCUCGGUUUUCGUGUUAAAGAAAAGGAGGUGAUCUUCACACGCGUGGGAUUGGCGUCGAUGGUUGCUGGACAAUUCGACCCCCAAGGAACGGCCGCUCCGAUGACAAUCAAGGGUAAAAUUCGUCUUCGUGAGCUGGGCGUCCGCGGACUAGACUGGACAGAAUCAGUCAAUGAAAAGGACCGCGAAUGGUGGGCGCAAUAUUUCCAGACCAUUCAACAACUCAAAGACGUUGAGUUCCCGCGCUGUCUGUUUGAAGAGGAAGAAGACAUCGUCCGUUCAGAGCUGCACACGUUCGCCGAUGCCUCGGAGGAAGCAUGUGCUGCCGUUUGUUAUCUCCGCAACUGCUACAAGGAUGGCCGAGUGAUUGUGCGCCAUGUCAAAGCGGCGACAAAAUUGGCCCCUCUGAAGACUGUGUCUGUGUGUAAAUUGGAAUUAACGGCGGCGCUUUUAGGCGUCCGACUCACGCGUUUUGUGAAACAGGCGUUGACUAGAAAAAUGGACGCUCAUUUUUAUUGGACAGAUAGUAGUACCGUCAGAAAUUGGGUGCGUGCCACUUCUGCCCAGUAUCAAGUGUAUGUGAGCCACCGUAUUGGUGAAAUACAAACUCUAACUCAGUUAGAGUUAGACUCUAACUCAUCAUCAAGAAGAAUCCGGAGUAGAACAAGAAAUGCAAGAAAUGGAAGAUCAGGCAAUAGAAGAAUUUUUGAAGAUUACAACUAUACUGGAUAA